AAUGAUUUCUCUUAAAUUGUUAACUUACGUGCAAAAAUAAUUUUUUGGCCGUUGUGUCAUUCAAUCUGAAACCAAUUCAAAAUUGAACUUUUGCUAAAUAUAAAAUGGAGUUACCUUCGAUGGUACAGCGCUCCGGCGAUACAUUAAUUGUACGUAGCGUUGUCAGUGGUAAUCAAUUGUAUAUGGAACAAGGGGUUAGUUCUAGAAAUAACAACAAAACCAACACAACAGAUACUAACGCGUCCUCAGCGACUAACAGUCAAACACAAAAUGACAGCGGCGUUAUUAGCAUGGGAGAUGCUUUUGCCAGUAUAACAUCACCAACGACGAUGUCAACCCUAGAGCAACGUCUGGAACGUUUAUGUGCUGUAACUGCACAACAACAGCAACAAAUGCUGCAACAGCAGCAGCAACAACAACACCAACAGCACCAGCAACAGUUACAAACAGCAGUUGCAGUUGCUGCAGCUGUUGAGCAGCAACACGCACUUGAGCUAAAAGAUGAAGGCUUGCCACAGUGCAAAAUAAAACGCAAUUACAGUUGUAGUCAUUGCAAUUACUUCACACAAAAUCCACGUUGUCACCUGACACAUUUACGUGAUGUACACGGUGAAAAGAUUGUCAUCAACAAAUGCAAGCUCUGCCUCUAUGCAUCACGUCAUUACCAAAAGCUCGUACGCCACAUGAAAAUGGUGCACGGCUGCACAGAUGGCAUAACUAGCGCGCAUGGACAGGCGCGUGGUAAGCGCGGCAUGAACAAAGAGGCCCGCAAACGUAAAUUAGAACAAAGUGUCAAUAACGCAGUAGCAGCUGGCAGUGCCAUUAAAGAGAUGUCAACACUGGAACAGGUUCAGCGAGAAUUAGAGAAACAAGAACAAAAAUUACGCGACAUACAAGCUUUUAAUAAGAAACAGGAAGAACAAAUGAAACAUCAGCAGCAAUUGGCCAACAACGCAGCCGAGGCGAUAUUUGCCGCCGCCUACGAACACCAAUUGAAGGCACAGCGUGAACGUGAAUUGGAUGCGCAGCAAGGACGUGCUGGUUACGAAAUCGAUCGACGUCAAACACCAACAAAUCUUAACAAUAACAAUACAAAUGCCGUCUUCCAAAUUCCGCCCAUACAACAAACAUCAAAUAUGACCAAUUUAAGCCACGAACUCACACCGUCACCCGCUAGUUCCGCAUCUCCAACAGCAGCUGUCGCAGCUGCCGGAUCUCCAGCUUCCAUAUCACUGACUUAUGUCGAGGAACCAGUACAGAAUCGUUUGCUGAAAUGCAGUGUCUGUGAGUUUACAACACUCUAUCGCGCACAACUGCUCGAGCACGAACUGGAAGAACAUUGCAAAACCAAAUUUUUCCGUUGCGAAAAAUGCUCCUACGUUACGCACAUCAAGGCACGCUUCAGUAAGCAUGUUAAGUACCACUCCAUGCCAAUGAUUAAAUGUGUAACAUGUGAUUUUCGUACUCCUUACAAAUGGAAUUUAGAUCGUCAUAUGAAAAAUCACGGUGGAGCAGGUCCAUUCAAGUGUGCUGCUUGUGAUUUCACCGCGGAUAUCAAACAAUCGUUAACAGUACACGAGAUGAAUCAUCAUGUGCCACCAGUUGGACAUGCUACUGGUAUUGCAUUGGGUCGGCGUCGUAAUAAGGUGGGUGGCACAGACUUAAGUGAUGAUGACUCCGCUGAAUUACUAGAAGAUCAGUACAACAAUAACAAUUUAGAUGAUUUCGAUGAGGCUUUAGCCGCCGGCGUUGAGACUUUUGCUAAAAAAUGUAAAUACGAUGAAGAUGAACCAACCGAUCUAUCGCAGAAAGGUGGCUCCUCCGACACAUCCUCAGUACACAAUCAGACUGUCACUGUUUUGGCGCCUAAAACUAAAAAACCAAUACCGAAUCUCAUUCCAAUACCGAAAAUGGGUAAUAAUGCAUUGAAUCUCUCAAAACCUUUACAAACGCGUAGUUCACUGACAGAAAUCGCGUCCAUGUUUUUUAAUCCAAAACAAUUAACUGAGAUUUUACAAUCCGAAGCUGCACAAUUAUCACCGACAACAACAGUUACCUCCACUUCCAGUCAAAACUCACGUACCUUAGUAAAUAAAAAGUCUAUGGUUGGUGGUAGCUUCUUUGAUAAACUUAAGUCAUCAGCCUUAACCAGUGGCGGUCCAAAUGAGAAUCUCAUCUGCCCUUGUGGACACUUAGCUAAAUGUCUAUCCGAAUCUAUUAUACAUCGUAAAACCUGCAAUUUGGCUGCUAUUGAAGAAGAUGAUAUGGAUAUGAUCGAAGAACACGACGAUGCCGAUGAUCGCUUGAAGAUCGAUAUUGGCGAUGACGAUGACAAGCAAUCACAUUCCGCACUUAAUUUAAGUGUUACCGGCUCAACACGCUGUAAACAUUGUCGUCAUCGCUGUAAAUCUUCAGUGGAUCUCUUCAAUCAUCUAAAGCAAUGCACCGAAGCUGGACGUUGCGGUAAUGAGUCAUACGAUUCCAUGUCUGGUGAGAGUAGCGCUGGACGUGGUGGUGGCACCGAUUCUGCUGGCGAACAUCCAAUGGAAAAUCGUGUUUUUGUUUGGAAUAAAAUCCCCAGAAGUGGUCAGAGCAAUGAUGAUAAUAACUUUGGAGCAGAUACACAACUAACAAAUGCAGGUGGUAUAAAAAAUGCUUCAAAUGUGCCUAGUGCUAGCAUGGCUAACAGUGAGGAAAAUAGUUAUUACGGUGUCGAAACAGCACCAGGUUAUGGUGAGGUAACAAAAAAGAUGACACCUGAGGAAGAAGCAGCCAACUCUUCACUUAAAAAGGUUUACAAAUGUCCACAUUGCUCAUUCUGGGCAUCAACUGCAUCACGCUUUCACGUACACAUCGUUGGUCAUCUCAACAAGAAACCAUUUGAAUGUUCACUCUGCUCAUAUCGUUCAAAUUGGCGCUGGGAUAUAACCAAACAUAUACGUCUAAAGACCAUACGUGAUCCAUCGCACAAGAAUGCGCGCGUACUAAUGAAUGAUGAAACCGGACGUCGUAAUUACACCAAAUAUAAUAAAUACAUAACUCUUAUGAAAGUUACCGAAGAAGAUGGUGAUCCCAAAUUAAUGAAAUCUGGUGAAAUGACACCAAAUCAAGUAGCUUCACUAGCUUUCCUAAAUGGUAUGCCAGCUAAUGCACAACUUAAUGGCAUGAAAGAGGACAUCACGUUGGAACCUAUCGGUAUUAAAGCUGCUAGCACAGCAACAACCUCGGCCACAACAGCCGAUGGCGGAGAAAAUCAAUUGUCAGAUAAUUAUAUUAGCAUACCAUACUUAGCUAUGAUGAAUGCCGCUAUAGCACAACAACAACACCAAAAAGAUCAACAGGAACUACACAAUGCCACACUGAUCACACCAUCUGUGACUAUAUCGGCGAUUAAACGCACACCCACCCCAGCUUUAACAUUGAUCAAACCCAGCGAUGAUGUGAUCGUUGAUGUUAAAAUCGAAGGCAACGAGAAGAAAACAUAUUACAAAUGUCGUAAAUGCACUUUCAGACACUCUAAUCGCGAUGCGGUUUUGGCGCACGUAAGAGUUCAUUAUCAGGAUCCUAAUUAUCCUAUUGUAACUGCAACCGCAAAUCCUGGACCAAAGUCAACAGCAAUGCAGCAACAACAACAGCAGGCAACUUCGCCACUACAAGUUGCUGUCAAUCCGAAUCUCCUUAUGAACAAUGUCAUUGCUAUGUGCCUUUCUCAGCAGCAGCAGCAACAGCGUGGUGGUGGUCAAUCGAAUAACAAUCAGCAGCAAACACAACAGCACCAGCAACAUUCCAUACUACCGGCAGGUCUUUUACAACAAGCCAUUCAAUCAAAUCCAUCACUAAGCGGUCUUGCUUUGGCCUUAGCAGGCAAGGCACCAAACAGCAAGGCCACAUCCAUUUUAGAGCACGGUGAGCAGAAAGCGAGUCAAAACGAGGCAAGUGCCCAGACCCAGACACAGACCCCAACGCCAUCGCCUACUAUAUCACAGACUUGCUUUGCGUCGUCCUUAUCAACGGGUGCGGGUGCUGGUAAUAAUGUUAGUGGAGCAAGUGGUGUUAGUGUUAGUCUGUGUAAUGGCAUUGGUAAUGGCAAUGGCAAUAAUAGCGAUGGCAAUUGUAUUGACAAUGCUAUUGUUACUAUUGCACCACCAUCUCUCCAGCAUUUACUGACGACUGCACAACGUAGUAGUGGCGCAUUAUCAUCUAUGAAUGCUUAUCAAUUAUCAUCAUCCAAUAUUGAUAGUGGUGCAGGUACAAACUCAACUGAAAUUGAUGCAGCCGGAAUAUCAGCGAAAGGACUAACCACGGCAGCAGUGAAAAAUAUUUCAACAGGAAAGAACACAACAAAUGCGCAAUUGACGGCACAGCAUUUAUUGCUAUCAUCAUCCUCAUCAUUAUUAUCGACAACAACAACAACAAUAACAACCAUAACAGGAACAAAUCAAACAAUUCGGCACUGUCGCUUGAAACACGGUGGCGAUAUAUGCAUCGAAACCCUUGAUCGCAGUCCGAAGAAUGAGCAAAACUCAGCGCCUAUAUACCGUCCACUUACAAAUGGCAGUACACUGAAUGACACAAAUUUUGGACUCACUUUAAAAGCAUUGCAAAAACAACAACAAACAAAUGUUAAUAAUAAUAAUAAUAACAACAACAAUAAUAAUAAUACUACAAAUAAUAACAACAACAACUUGAAACUAAACAACAAUUCUGUACUUAUGAACAACAGCAAUGAACAUCUACUGUUAUCACCACAUGCUGGCAAUGCUGGAACCGGUGCUACACCAGCCGAUAUACAAGCAGUGACCGCUUAUAUUGAAGCUGCCUAUAAAGCAGCAGCCGCCACUUCAACUGCAAAUAAUAAUAACAGUAGCAACAACAACAAUGAUGAUCUCUUGCACCUACAACAAAAUGAUCAAAUCGAAAUAACACGUCUACCUGCUACAACAAAUUCCACAGCUACAAACGCUGCAGCAGCAGCAAAUUUCACACAAUUCUUGGAGCACAACAAUUCUAUCGCUGGCACCACAAAUGCACAACAGAACUCGAAAUGCAAACAACAAAAAUGUCCUCUCUGUCCUUAUAUAUCUGAGAGCAAAUCACAGAUGAAUUAUCACAUUUCGCUGCACAAACCAACACAACAUGAGUGCCGCCUCUGCACCUUUGUCUGCGCAAAGAAGCAACAUCUCAGCAAUCAUAUGCGCAAUAUUCAUCACCAACAGCUUAACAGCGCCAACAACAGCAGCAACAGUAUUGGCGUGGCUGCGACAAAUACCGCCGGACUCAACUUGGACUUCAGUGUUGCUUUGCAAUUGGCCGCUGCAGCUCGUGCACAACAGGAAACAUCACCGAUGAAAACACCACUUGCCAUGGAUUUAACGGCUCUGAAGAGUACGUUAGGUUCAACGCACAGCAAGCAAAAGCUGGGUGCCCCGCACUCACCGGAAUUUCAUUUCACCAUUUCUUAUUGCUCCAAAUGUCCAGCUCGUUUUGCCCAAAAGCAUGCGGAUACUCGCAAUGCCAAGUCAGAUAUUAUGGAGCAUCUUAAAUCGCACAAUAAUAGCGAUUCUAGCAUGUAUAAAUGUGAAUUUUGUGACUUCCAUGCUGCGCAUGAAACUCUCAUACAAACGCAUCGUUUCGUACAUACUAAACAUUAUUUGGAAAAAUUCAAUGAAAUCUACGCAAACUGCAUCGAAGAUUCCGAACAUAAAGCACCAAAACUCUUGGCCAUUGCCCUGACUAAGCAUGCAGCACAGGGAAUGGAAACAAUUUUAGUCGUGGACAAUGAGUACAGUUUGCAAAUAAAGAAACAACAUGAACUUAAGCAACAACAAAAUUCGAAUAUAUCUUCAUCCACAAAUGCUAAUUUUGAUACUUCUAACUCAUUGCUUAAGAAGCAAUUGGAGUCUGGUACUAUACCACCACAACAAGUCGGCGCCACUAUGCACAGCUCACCAUCACCCAAAGCUAACGAUGGUGAUGAGCCGUCAUUCAAUGUCAAUGCCAAUGCCAAUGCCAAUGCCAAUAUCAUGAACAAUGACCUAGUAACUGGCGGCACUAGCACUUUUGAUUGUUUGGGUGGUGAUGGCAGCGAUAAUAAUUCACAUGUCGCGACUUCUCCACCACCAGUUGAGAAGUGUCUACAUUGUCCAUAUGAAACCACUAAUGUGUCCUAUUACAAAUUGCAUAUACAACAUCACAUCUGUAUUUCGAAUCGUCGUGAAGCUUACGUCUGCGAUCAUUGCGACUACACUGACGCUCAAUUGAAAAAUAUAGAGGAACAUACACGUCUACAUUUCAAUGCUAUGGAGAAACUCAAGAGCGUUGCAUUCUUUACUUGCUACAAAAAUUUGGAAUUGAGCGUUGAAGUGGAAGAUAAAGCCGCUGAGGAGGAUGCAGUUGAGCAACCACAUUAUGAGCCCGACAAUGAGCAGAUGCCGCUUCCAGGUGAAUCAGCUACAUUCGAAAAACCAAUGAAUAUAAAACAAGAACAAAAUAAUAAUAGCGAAGAUUUUGUUUGUAAUGAGAAUAAUGCCUACAAACGUCAACAUCAACAAAUAUUCGCUGCCGAUGAAGAACAACAAUUACAGCAGGACUAUUAUGAUGGAAAUGACGGCCCAGCCGUCACUCAACAACCUGCAACCAAAAAACUCUGCAAAAAAAUUAUUCUCUACAAAAAUGAUGGUGGACUCAGUAUUAAGAAUGACCCCACCAACACAGAUAGCACUGAAGUGGAGCAAAAUAUAAGCUCUCGCCUUAGACGUAAUGCAAGUCGCAGUGUUUAUCCUGCCAACAGUGAACAACAAACAACCACUGAAGAACCACAGGAACAAUUAAGCCAACAAAAACCUAUUAUUGUCGAUGCCAAAACUGGUCAAAUAAUUAGCAGAAACUAAGCAUAAUCUUUAAUAUUAAUACUAUAUAUAUACGUCAUAUGUUUAUAUCUACA
Teleopsis dalmanni is the source of this 6943-nucleotide messenger RNA. RefSeq lists its product as uncharacterized. Gene Ontology annotation, cellular component: nucleus. The record is from RefSeq and is a predicted model, not a curated record. The transcript has 10 exons. Bases 105 to 6890 code for a protein of 2261 amino acids. Gene Ontology annotation, biological process: regulation of gene expression. NCBI's taxonomy places the organism in Eukaryota, Metazoa, Arthropoda, Insecta, Diptera, Diopsidae.